CAUUUAUUUUCGCCAUAUUUGCAAACAUAUAAUUUGUAUGGGACAUACUAGUUUAUAAAAUGUGCAGUUUAACUUAAAGAUAGAGUUUUGCAUCUGUGUCAAAGGUCAUUGCAGUAAAUAUGACACUGUUGUGACAUACUUUGUUACUACCGUACGUUAUUAUGAACCAGUGGUUAUUGAAGAAAUGUGAUUUUCAGGUGAUGUUGAGGAGUGUUUUCAGGUGCUUUCAGCAAAACUCUGUGGCUGGACAAAGGAAUAUGUCUCAGAGUAGCCUUUCUGGAAAGGUAGCCAUAGUCACUGCCUCCACAGAAGGAAUUGGUCUGGCUGCAGCCCAGUCUCUGGGAAAGAGAGGAGCCCAUGUUGUGGUGAGCAGCCGAAGACAGACCAAUGUGGACAAAGCUGUGGCUCUGCUGCAGAGUCAGAACAUCCAGGUGACAGGGACCACCUGUCAUGUUGGGGUCAGAGAAGACAGAGAGAAACUGGUGCAAAUGACUCUGGAGAAGUUAGGAGGAAUAGACAUCCUGGUGUCCAACGCUGCCGUCAACCCUUUCUUUGGGAACAUAUUGGAGUCAACAGAAGACGUUUGGGACAAGGUCCUCUCUGUUAAUGUGAAGGCACCCUUCCUCCUGACCAAGCUGGUGGCUCCUCAUAUGGAGAAUAGAGGAUUUUCUUUCAGAGGAGGAAAUGUGGUCUUCGUGUCGUCCGUGGCAGGAUACCAACCAAUAACGGGCCUGGGUCCAUACAAUGUCAGCAAGACUGCUCUGCUGGGUCUGACCCAGGCCCUGGCCCCUGAACUGGCCCAGAGCAACAUUAGAGUCAACUGUGUGGCUCCUGGACUCAUUAAGACAAGGUUUAGCUCUGAGUUAUGGAAAAAUGAAGCCCUCAUGGAUCAAUUCCAGAAGCAGCUCAGCAUUAAAAGAAUUGGAGAACCACAGGAAGUCGGUGAAGUGAUCGCCUUCCUGUGCUCUGACCAGGCGUCCUACAUCACUGGAGAAACCAUCACCAUCACUGGAGGAAUGGGCUGUCGGCUCUGAGUCUUCAGCACCAACACAGCCAAAAUAGAAAUAAAUAUAUGUAGACGAUAUAUUGUUUGUUGAUUACUUGAUUACUACCAUGAUAUUUGUCAAAGUCUGUGAGAAGACGUCGUUUUCAGCCAAUUAAGCCUUGAUUUUUAUUAAAAAAAUCCAACUUUA
This is a messenger RNA of Cynoglossus semilaevis (tongue sole), 1193 nucleotides long. RefSeq names its product dehydrogenase/reductase (SDR family) member 4 (gene dhrs4). Bases 162 to 1034 code for a protein of 290 amino acids. The transcript is spliced from 9 exons. NCBI's taxonomy places the organism in Eukaryota, Metazoa, Chordata, Actinopteri, Pleuronectiformes, Cynoglossidae. The record is from RefSeq and is a predicted model, not a curated record. Gene Ontology annotation, molecular function: carbonyl reductase (NADPH) activity.